AUGUUCGUCGAAGAAUACGAGCCAACUAAAGCGGAUUCGUAUCGUAAAAAGGUGGUGCUCGACGGUGAGGAAUGCUCUAUCGAUAUUCUGGAUACGGCUGGUCAAGAGGACUAUUCGGCCAUUAGGGAUAAUUACUAUCGCAGUGGUGAAGGAUUCAUUUGUGUAUUUUCGAUAACAGACAGUGAAUCGUUUGAUGCAACCAACGAAUUUAGAGAACAAAUUCUGCGCGUCAAGAAUGCAGUCGAUUCAUCGAUUCCGAUAAUGCUGGUGGGGAAUAAGAGUGACUUGACUCAAGAGAGGUGCGUAUUGCAAAUCCAGGCACAGCAAAGGGCUGAGCAGUGGGGCAUCCCUUACAUCGAGACUUCGGCCAAGAACAGAACCAAUGUCGAUAAGGUGUUUUAUGAUUUAAUGCGAGAAAUAAAGCGACGGAAAGGUGGAACGUUGCGUAUGAAUAUGCCUGGCGGUGAUACCUUGCCGCGGGAUAAAACACGUAAAAAGAGGAAGUGCACUAUUCUUUAA
Anisakis simplex (herring worm) is the source of this 519-nucleotide messenger RNA. NCBI's taxonomy places the organism in Eukaryota, Metazoa, Nematoda, Chromadorea, Rhabditida, Anisakidae. The record is from the annotation of a GenBank genome assembly.